GCCAGAAGCCAAGGGCAGGGCGAGGAGAACGUGGUACGAGCAGGAUGAACUAAAUUUGUAUUAAAAAAAAGAAAAAGCGGGGGCUGUCCAGAGGAAAAAAACUUCCGAGGAAAGCACUGAGCGCCCACGGCGACCGAUCGGCUGCACCCCUGCCCAGCCCUGCGCUUCCAACAGCUUCCAGGAUGAGUUUCCUUCUUUUUGCCGUCACAGCCCUCCACGUUCUUAUCCUCAUCUUACUCUUUGUAGCCACCUUGGAUAAGUCAUGGUGGGUUCUGCCUAAUAGUGACUCAGUGAACAUCUGGAAUGAAUGUCUGAUGGAUAAUCAGCACCAGAAUUGGACUUGUCACCCGGUGUCUGACAGUAAAUGGCUUCAUGGUGUCCAGGCAUUCAUGGUUUUAAGCCUUCUUUUCUCCAGUUUAGCCUUCAUUAUUUUCAUGUGGCAGCUUUACACGAUGAAGCGGGGAAGCCUGUUUUAUGCCACGGGAAUUUUCCAAAUAUUGACUGCUGCCUCAGUGUUCACAGCUGCCUUGAUCUACACUAUCCAUGUGGGCACGUUCCAGCAAAGCCGAAUGCCUGGUGGCUCUUAUGGUCAUUGCUUCGUGCUAGCCUGGCUUGCUUUUCCCUUGGCUCUUGUCAGUGGGAUUGUCUACAUCCACCUCCGGAAAAAAGAGUGACUUACAACAGAGGAACUUCUCCAUUUAUCUUGGAAAGAGACGUGUUCUCCUUUCAAUUUAGCUAUGCAUUCAUUCUUCGCAGUUUUUGAAAUCACUCAUGGCACAAAAUUCUAUGCAAUGGGUAACUUGAUCCGUGGGGGUUCUUGCAUUAUAACUACAUGAUUUUCAUUUGCAUACAGGUAGUCCUCGACCUAUGACCAGAAUUGAGCCCCAAAUCUCCGUUGCUAAGUAAGACCAUUUUUAAGUGAAUGGUGCCCCGUUUUAUCAACUUUUGGCUACAGCUGUUAAGGAAAUCACUGCAGUUGUUAAGUGAACCAUGUGGUCAUUAAGGAAAUCCGGCUUUCCUCAUUGGCUUAGUUUUCCAGAAGCUAGUUGUGUAGCGUCCAAAUUUUGAUCCCAUGGACAUGGGGAUGCUGCAGUGGUCAUUAAGUGCGACAAUUAUUUUUCAGUGCUGUUGUAACUUCAAACAUGUCAGUAAAGGAAUGGUUGUAAGUCAAGGACUACCUGUAUUUUUAUAUACCUCCCAUGAUAUGGGAAGUUAAAGUUGUGCCUCCAUACAGUGGGCAUUUCUUUAGUCUUUGAGAGGUUACCAUGAAUUAAAUACAUGAAUAUUUUGCUGGCAAAAUGAUAUGACAUCAUGCCAUCCUAUCGGCCUAUUUUCCUAGUAUCUGGAGAAAUUUUUGCUUCUUCUUUUUGUAAUUACGUACAUGUAGAUUGUAGCCACUUUUUACUUUUGCAAAUGAGGGAACAAUAUAUUCCUCCUGUAGUGUUUCUUUUAAAUGAAUAAUCUUCCUUUUUGAUAACCUGAAGUAUGGCAGACAAUUCCCCCACCAAUUUGUAUUUGAAAUAUACAUUUUAAUGGGAAAAACAUGGAAAUGCAUUGGUAGUAUAGAUAUAAAAUAUAUUUCUUUUUUUUUUUUUUGCAGAUGGAAGACAAAUUGAAAUACAGUAUAAAAGGAUUCUCGUGGGAGGUUUAAAAAACAUUUUAAAAUGGGGUUUAAAUAAGAAUCUGUUUUUAUAACAUGUUGGUUUUAUUGCAGAUUUUUCUGUCUUCACGUUUGUCUCUUGGGACCUAAAACACAGUGUGGAUAAAAUACCUAUUACAAUGCAGUUGAAAAAAUCACUGACCUUUGAAAAGUUUGAAGAACAGGUCACAGGAAUCUGUGCUUGUUGCUUGUUCUGAAAAAUUUUUCUUUUAAAAGGUGUCCUCUUAUUAUUUUAAAAAUAGGAGCAUUAUGGGAGAGGUUAAAAAAAGUCAAGAUGGCAGCCAAACUAUGCAACUGAUCCUGCCUUUUGUAUGCAACACAUAUAUAAAAUUAGUGAGCUUCAGUUAUGCACUUGCUAUAGUACAGCCAUUUCUACUUUUUUUUAACCUUUUUUCCCACAUAUUAGCUUCAUCCCUUUCUUUGGAAUGCUUCCCCUUCAGAAUAUUCUACUUAGGAAAAGUCGAUUGGGAAAAUAAUUACUUUUAAAUAGAUUUGUGGGAUAAAAAGUUUGGUCAGUGGGAUAUUGAUUAUUCUGCAUCUGAAAUCUUUGUUUCUAUUUCUUAACCUCCAGAUUUCUUUAUUGUAUAGGUAAUCCUCAUUUGGCAACUAAAACAGACUGACAAUUCAGUCAUUAAGCAAAACGGUCACUAAAUGAAAACACAACUUUCUUCAACUUCCCUUUGCUUUGAAGACCUGUAAAGGUCAUAAAUAUGAGAACCUAUGAAUGGUCACUAUAUGAGACGGUCACUAAACAAGGACUACCUUUAACUUUCAGUAACUUCAUUCAGUGAGUUACAACCAAUUGUAACUCCCUGUUCAGUAGAUCUACAUUGACAAUAGUAUUUGUUCCAGGGGUGGGAUGUUACCCGGUAGCUCUGAAGAGCAGCAGACACCGAACCAGUUCUGUGUUUGAUGCUGUUUGGCCCACCCACCCACCUGGGCUCUUACCUGU
Molecule: messenger RNA, 2612 nt
Organism: Notechis scutatus (mainland tiger snake)
Lineage: Eukaryota; Metazoa; Chordata; Lepidosauria; Squamata; Elapidae
Gene: EMP3
Product: epithelial membrane protein 3 (MAM blood group)
Cellular component (GO): plasma membrane
Source: RefSeq, a predicted model, not a curated record